AUGUGGAUGCCUGUGCUCAUCUUCAUCGCCACCUGGAUUCUAGAAGGAUCUACAGCCGAGUAUCUGGAGGUGAGUCCUUCAGACUGGCUGGAGUUCUCGUGCGAUGACCAGGAGCAGGGCCAUCACAUGAGGUGCGACGUAUACGUCAGGUGUAGUGGGACUCCCAGACAAGAGGACUGGUUGCCCUGCAACAGCACUAUCUGCAUCAACAUCGGCUCUACAAGAAGAAAGGACACACCUGAGGUAGACUCCGAGUCUGGGGAGGAUGUCAGAAACAUUACUGUGCAGGACCCAGUGGAGAUGCACGUCAAAGAUCCUGGCUGCGAGGACGAGAUCCUGACAUUCAUGGUGAUGGUGACUGGUGAAGGAUCCUUCUCACACUCGUUUGUGUUCAAAUCCAAGACAUAUGUGGAGAAGUUCCUCUGCAAAGGCAGAGAUGAAUUGAGCUGUCGCUUCCUAGACCUUCACAACAAUGACAGUAGCAGCAACAUCAGCUUGCAUAUGAGAGAGGUGAACAAGGAAGACCUCAGUAUCUACUGGUAUGGAGUUAAGGGAGCCAGCCACCCUCAGGACUGGUUCUUCUUCCUGAGAUUUGCCCUAGUCGUCGUUCCAUCACUGUCACCACGACUUCCAGUUGUUACAAGUAAUAACUCUGACGUGCACGGUGGAACUUCUGCACGCUUGAAGGAUGGAGCCGUGCUGCUGAUCUGUGGCCUGGUAUUGUCCGUCAUCAUGCUGCUGCUGGUCUCACUGCUUGUCUACAAAGGUCACAUAACUGCUUUUGACAUCACUGGCGGUAAAAGUAUCAACAGCCAAAACAAGAAGAGGAUUUUAUUUGUUCUUUCUUCUUCUGCAGUGUGUUCACAGAAGCACAGAUGUGGGGAGGAUGGUGAGAGUGAAGACGUCAACGAGGUCAAUGACAGCAACAUGAACAACUAUGAGGAGAUCUUACCUGGGAAUGUGGCCAAAACCAUCUACGUCACUGCCCACUUUAGCACCAACCACCAUCACCCUAGCGACGGCAACUCCACUGUGACCCUCAAACGUUCCGACUACUCCACAGAGCAUCUGUACUCCACCCUCAGUCCCCCUCUUCAGUAAUGAUCCCCAUGUUGUGGAGUCACUUUAUGACAAUAUAGCUUCCUGUAUCCUGACAUGUUCAUACGGCUUGCCUUUCUGCCAAUUGAAAGGAGUCUUCUCUUUGAAAAGACAAGAGCAGAACCGAAUGUUGGAGAUUGAAAUUAUUGGUCAACGUUGGCAUGAUGGAACCAAAAACAUGAUCAACAGAAAUUUGUAUCAGA
Messenger RNA from Synchiropus splendidus (mandarinfish), 1301 nucleotides. RefSeq lists its product as uncharacterized. The record is from RefSeq and is a predicted model, not a curated record. The transcript is spliced from 7 exons. Bases 1 to 1101 code for a protein of 366 amino acids. NCBI's taxonomy places the organism in Eukaryota, Metazoa, Chordata, Actinopteri, Syngnathiformes, Callionymidae.